This is a messenger RNA of Vigna unguiculata (cowpea), 703 nucleotides long. RefSeq lists its product as uncharacterized. NCBI's taxonomy places the organism in Eukaryota, Viridiplantae, Streptophyta, Magnoliopsida, Fabales, Fabaceae. The record is from RefSeq and is a predicted model, not a curated record.
GCGAACUGCAUCUUAAAAUCGGUACUCUCACGCAUCAUAAAAUUAAGAAGAGAACGACGGCGUUCCUUGUACGCAACGCAAAGGCGUCGUUUUAAAUUAUGCCGCCGGCGAAGAAGGGAAAAGCAAAGGCGGAGCCUAGGGUAACGCCGCCGCCGGAGAAACCUAACAACUUUCCGUCUUGUAUUCGCUGCGUGCCUCCUUCCUCCGUCGCCGUAACCAUCCACGCCAAACCUGGUUCCAAAUCUGCGUCCGUAACCGAUAUUAGCGAUGAAGCGGUGGGAGUGCAAAUUGACGCACCUGCCAGGGAUGGCGAAGCAAAUGCGGCUCUUCUCGAUUUCUUCAGUUCUGUUUUAGGUGUGAAACGUAGACAGGUCUCUCUAGGCACAGGUUCUAAGUCGAGAGAUAAAACGGUGAUCGUGGAAGAUGUAACUCAGCAGUAUGUUUUUGAUGCUCUGGAUAAAGUCUCGAAGCAGUAGUCAUGUUUUUCAUUGAUGAGACGAGGCAUCUUGCUGUUAUUAUUAUUAUCUGUUAGAAGACUAAUAUAGUGGUAGCGUAGCAGUGAAGAGCGUUGUAUUUGUUUUAUUUUGUUUUUUUGCUUCAUAGUGCGUACUGCAGUGUAUACUUUGACAACUAGAUGAUGGUGUGUGCAUGUUUGGGUUCAAUUCAAUUCUUCUAUUGAUUCCAAUUUCGUAAAUGUUUGUUA